AUGGAUAUUGUUCGUGCGCUGUUUGCGCAGCAGAGAUGUCCCAUAGAUUCUACGGAUGCGUCAGAUCCUGCUUCUCAGGACGAUUCACCAAGAACCGAUGCCUACGAUGAUGUGGUUGGUUUCUUCGCGGACGCCCCCGAGGUUGCCACGCCCAAGGCGGCUCGGAUCGUGUCCGCAGAUGAUCUACCCCCGCUCGACACUCGGCCCGUCGCCGAAGGUGGGGGGGGACCAAUUCCAGUCGACUUUGAUCCGGCUCAACAGCUCGCUGUGCGCGUCGCGCUCACAAAGACCGCGCCGGUGGUGUGGAUUCAGGGACCACCGGGUACAGGCAAGACUGGGGUCGUCAUCGAGAUAAUCCGCCGUGCGGUUGCAUCCGGGCAGAGGGUUCUCGCGUGUGCACCGUCAAAUGCGGCUGUGGAUAACCUGGUUGAGCGGCUAGCCAAGCUGAAUACCGCGAACGAGCAAAAUGCCGGGAAUAACAUCGACUUUGUGCGCAUCGGUGCGCCUGAGAGAAUCUCGUCCGCGGCUCUGGAGAGCUCGUUGGACGCGAGAAUCGACAGAGAGACUGGCGUGUUCUUUGACGCCAGCCGGGGCAGAAAGAAGGAAAUCGACCUGGCCAAGAGGCAGGGCUGGAAAAAGCAAGAGGAUUUACAGAAAGGGAAGGUCAAGGGUCUGGGUGACAAUAUAUCCGCCAAGAACAUCGAGGCGAAGCUCGGGGAUCUGAGGCGUGAGCAGCGCACGCUAGCCAAAUCAGGGAAGAAGGUCCGAGCAAACGCUGAGCGGGAGAUUUUGGCGGAGGCGCAGGUGGUCCUGGCCACAGCGGUUGGCGCUGGCGCCGAAAACAUACAGCGACUCCCUGCGUUCGAUAUAGUCAUUCUCGACGAGGCAGCCCAGGCUACAGAGCCGGCAGCGUGGAUACCCCUGGUCAGGAGCAAGCGCGCGGUCCUGGUCGGUGAUCCCUGCCAGCUCGCACCGCUUGUUCGCUCAACCAAAGCAUCGGAUGGAGGUCUCGCGACACCGCUCAUGGCCCGCAAAGCGCCCGCGCUGGGUGCGGCUAAUGCUUAUCUCUCCUCCGGGGUUCUAGGGUGUGUUCUGACAACGCAGUACCGCAGCAACCGGCUAAUCUCCGAUUGGGCGAGUCAGGAGAUGUACGGUGGGCGCCUUGCCGCGUCUGAGCGCGUGGCGAGCAGAUUACUCAGCCAGAUGCCCGGCGUGGCAUCAACGCCAGCGACGAACGCCCCGCUGUUGCUGCUGGAUACGAGAACCAGAGCUGGCAUGUUGCUGACAGGCUGUUCAGAGGUGUCAGAAAUGUCAUCAUCAUCCUCACUGGUUAAUGAGGGCGAAGCUUAUGCGGUCAUGAUGCACGUCGCUGGUCUGCUGGGUGCUGGCGUGGCCCCUUCCGAUGUCGCCGUGCAAUCGCCGUAUGCUGCGCAGGUUCGUCUGAUUCGCACAAAACUUGCAGACGUCGCAGCCAGGGGUGCUGCUCCCGGCGCGGACCUUGUUGAGGUAGCGAGUGUGGACUCGUUUCAGGGGCGUGAGGCUGAGGCUGUUGUGAUUUCUACCGUUAGGAGUAACGAUAGGCAGUCAGUCGGGUUUCUGGCUGAUGUUCGCAGAGCGAACGUGGCGGUGACUCGUGCUCGAAGACAUGUCUGCAUCGUGGGGGACUCGGUGACCGUGGGCGGUGAUCCAUUCCUGAAUCGACUGAUGUCGCAUAUGAGGACCAACGGUCUCGUUGCGACCGCAAACGAGUUUGGCGAGCUGCAUCAGCGCACACCGUGA
This is a messenger RNA of Micromonas commoda, 1779 nucleotides long. RefSeq lists its product with no specific name. Gene Ontology annotation, molecular function: 5'-3' DNA helicase activity. The transcript is spliced from 3 exons. The coding region runs from base 1 to 1779 and encodes 592 amino acids. NCBI's taxonomy places the organism in Eukaryota, Viridiplantae, Chlorophyta, Mamiellophyceae, Mamiellales, Mamiellaceae. The record is from RefSeq and is a predicted model, not a curated record.